Messenger RNA from Pimephales promelas (fathead minnow), 1755 nucleotides. The record is from RefSeq and is a predicted model, not a curated record. Lineage: Eukaryota; Metazoa; Chordata; Actinopteri; Cypriniformes; Leuciscidae.
AAUAUUCAGUUCUGACUAAGAACAUGGUCGUCUGCAUUGCGAGACUUGCAUUAUUCACACUUGGUAUUCACACACACAUCUUUACAGCCCAGUGGAUGAUGCUGGACCAGAGAGCGGGUCCAGAAGGGCCGCUUCAGCGCCGCACACACUCAACCCUCUCCGCGCACUAACUGACGUAUUUUGCGCAUUUCCUGGACCAGCCUUCAGACACACACAGUCAGGAGAAAAAAAGGCAGGUCUGCAGGAAACUGAGUACCGACGGUCAAACAAGAAUCCUGUGAGAAGCAAGCGAGUACGGAACCUUGAAAACACUCGUCCACGUUCUCCAGUCUGGGGGGAUCGAACGACGCUUCGCGGGGAUAACUUUCCCCCCAAUGCGCGGAGGAGACGCAUCCAGCAGCGCUCCAGUCAGACGAGGGAACAGGCUCACCCUGAGGAGAUCCAGCAUAUAUUUCUGGCAUAUUUUGAGGUGUGGAAUGCUGGUCGUAUCGGUGCUGACACACCGUAGCUCUGCUUUUUCGCUCCAACUUGCAUUGACUGCCUACAGGGGUGUUUGGACAGCUUCAAGAUCACAUGCAGGUUAUGCGUAGGUCACAGCAAUAGAUUUCCUCUCUGUCUGGACCUUCUACGCUUUGCAUGCAGAUCCACGAGGACGACGAAGGGCAUUUUGCCGUUGUUUCUUAAGGAGAAACAAUCCAGAAAUCAAACCGGUGGACCGUGACACACUGGUUGAAUAAUUAACCAGGCGCUGAAGUGGAAUAUUCGUACUUAAAGCUCUCGAAAGUGGCCAUGGUGGUCUUUAACGGUCUGCUGAAGAUUAAGAUCAGCGAGGCUUUGGACCUGAAGCCCACAGCCUGGUCUCUGAGACACGCCGUCGGCCCCAAGACGCAAACCUUCCUGCUGGACACGUACAUCGCACUCAACGUUGAUGAUUUUCGCGUGGGUCAGACCUCGACCAAGCAGAAGACCAACAGUCCCGUCUGGCAAGAUGAGUUUGUAACGGAGGUGCACGACGGUCGGAAGAUCGAGCUGUCGGUGUUUCAUGACGCGCCGAUUGGCUACGACGACUUUGUAGCAAACUGCACCAUUCAGUUCGAGGAAUUGCUGCAUAACGGCAGUAAACACUUCGAGGACUGGAUAGACUUGGAGCCAGAGGGGAAGGUCUUUGUCAUUAUCGACUUGUCCGGAUCAUCGAGUGAAGAUAACCUUCCAGAUGUGCCUCUAUCACGAACACUUGCUUUGGCCCAAAUCCUAUCAUACCCCUGCCUUCCCUGGAUACACAUCAGAGAUGGCCCACAUCAAGAGCUCCUUCAUCCUCUCGGCUCAACUCCUGCUCCUGGAGGCAGAACAUGUGAUCACUUGCCUCUCACACUGAUCUAGAUGCUGCAUAUCAAACAUCUCCUCGUGUCUACACAGACCUUGUGUCUGCACCAUCAGUGGUGGAAUGGCAGAGUUUGCAAAACUGUUAGCCAGGAAUUUCUCCAGGAAUAGUCAUACGAAGAGAGGCAAGCAAUUGUCAUGUUUUGGAAAGGCAUAUGUUGUAUUUUGAAUGGUUAUCCCUGAGAAAAGAUGCAACCAAUCAUCUUAGCUAGCAAAACCCAAGAGGUUUAAUAAAACGGGAAAGAGUUAACCCAUGUCAGUGCCUGUAGCUCGGGUGUUACGCAAGUGGCACAAUAUGUUAACAAAGCUAAACAUGGUUAAAUUAAAAAUUUCCUUUAAUUUUUUUUUUUAUUAGCAUUCGGUUACCAAGCCAAA